Castor canadensis (American beaver) is the source of this 1092-nucleotide messenger RNA. The record is from RefSeq and is a predicted model, not a curated record. Lineage: Eukaryota; Metazoa; Chordata; Mammalia; Rodentia; Castoridae.
GGGAACUUGCUUAGCUGUCCCAAGAGCUGGAGGUUUGUCUACUUGGAGCCGAUGGGGGACCUGAGAGAGGGUUUCAUCAUGGGAAGAGGCUAUUACAGUGUUGUAACAGCUGUACUGCUGGUCAUGAAUCUUGAGAGGACCGGUUCCAUGAGGGCAUCCUGUGGCCACUGUGAGGCUGGUACUUUCUGUGGGACAGACAAGAGCCAUCUCUGCAGCCCCUGUCCUCCAAGCAGCUACUCCAGCUCAGGCGGACAAAGGGCCUGCAACAUAUGCACAAGAUGCGAAGGUCAUUUCAGGAUCAAGAAGGCCUGCUCCCCAACCCAUGAUGCAGAGUGUGAGUGCAUAUCAGGGUUCCACUGCCUGGGGUCAGAAUGCACCAAGUGCGAACCGGACUGUAAGCAAGGUCAAGAAUUAACCAAAGACGGUUGUAAAGACUGUGGCCCUGGGAUGUUUAAUGACCAGGAAGGUGGCACCUGUCGACACUGGACAAACUGUUCUUGGGAUGGAAAGUCUGUACUUAGGAAUGGGACAAAGGAGAAUGAUGUGCUCUGUGGACCACAUUUGGCCUCCUUCUCUCCAGGACACUCUCCGCAGAUCCUCACCUUCUUUGUGGCACUGAUGUCAGCAGCAGUGUUGUUCCUGCUCUUCUUCCUUGUACUCUGGCUCUCUGUGGUCAAAUGGAGCAGAAAGAAGUUCCUGUACAUAUUCAAGCAGCGUAAGGCCAGCAUAACAGGUCAACAAGCCCUUCUCCCCUCACCGCCCCCGCACCGGCACCGUGUGCAGCAGCUGCAGCGGCGAUUAAAUGGCAACACCUCGGGCCAUGUGACCAAGCUGGGGACAGUCACAUCACCGCUGUGCCUGUCCAGAAUACCAGAAGAGGUGAAGGUGGCAGCAGCAGAGAGGGCGCACUUGGGAUGCAGCUUGUGUCUUUCCCAUCCCUUACGGGCUAAGCAGGACGGCAGCGGUCUGGCUGGGCCCCGGGGGCCAUUGAGUCCCAAGGACCAGAUCCCGGCCUCCUCGUCCACAGCACCAGGCCACAGGGGCCCUGAGGAGCCUCUGAGAACUGCGUGUGAGCGAGCUGAGGAGAGUUAA